This is a messenger RNA of Saprolegnia diclina VS20, 1647 nucleotides long. RefSeq lists its product as hypothetical. The annotation marks the transcript as partial. Lineage: Eukaryota; Oomycota; Saprolegniomycetes; Saprolegniales; Saprolegniaceae. The record is from RefSeq and is a predicted model, not a curated record. The transcript has a single exon.
CCAUGCGUGUGAUGCGACGACGCGUGGCGCCCGCGGCGGCGGACGUGAGCGCGCCGAUUCAUUUGAACCGACGGGCGCUUGCGAUGAGUGUUGUCUUCUGCGUCAACCUUCUCUUGAUGCCGUUCAAGGCGUACCUGUCCGAGGACUCGCCGUUCCAUCAGACAAGUGCGACGCCACCCGCGGCGUUGCAGCCGACGUUGACGUCCCCCAACUUUGAGACGUUUGCACCGCCCUUCUUGGCGCUGCUCCAAGACCGAUACGCCCACAUGGACGCUACGACGGCGCGCGCCGACUAUUUCUACGAUGACGCCUACCGCGUCGACGUCUACCGACACGUCGUCGAUUUGAACCACUCUCCGAAAGCGCUCGUGCUUGCGUUUCCCACGUCGCUCUUUUACACGUCGUAUGAUGCGACAAUGAUCCAGGCGCACGCCAACGGUACGCUCGAAGACGUCGAAUUUGCUUCGUACGUCACCUUCCUCGACCUGGUGGGGUUUACGCUGGCCGCUUGGGUGCGCCGCGGCAAUACCAUGUCUGGAAGCUCGGGCAAAGCGAACGAGUACACGAUCUACUUGACGAUGCGCAUCAUUGACGUGCCGUACUUUCUCAUUUGCGCUAAAUUCGGCAUGCGCUGUCUCCUUUGCCUCGCCACGGCCCGGUACUUUUAUCAAAACUACUACCGCGCGGUGCGGCGGUUGCUACAUGCGUACCGCCGGACGCCACGACCGGCAGGCGUGAGUCAUCUCGAGUUGCUUAUUGGCGAACCCACGGACUUUGUCUUGACGAACGGCUGGAUCACGCUCGGCUACACUAUGGACUGCGUGCAGAGUUUGCAAUAUGUCGGGCGUGCGAUGAGCCGGGCGAGCAACAUGAACAUUGAGCUCACGGCAGGUCUUAUCGCUCUCGUGUACCUCUCCCGGCUCGUCUGGUUUAGCUACUUGGCGCUAAUAGGGCUCUCCCGAGUGCUCCACAGGCGACAGCUGGCGCACCUCUACGUGCCAGUCGACUCGCUUACCAUCGCAGCACUCACAGCAAUCAAUGUCGCGGUCUUCCUUGCGCUGACCGCUACCUCGUACAAUUUUCUCUCAGUGUUUGCCACGCUCAUGCAGUCGGUGGUCGAUGCUCAAAAUGCUCAGUACCAAGUGGACUCGACACUUGGAUUGAUCUUCUUCGCCAGCUUUACGAGCCUGCCACCGCUUGGGCUUGGGUUUGUGCUCGCGUACUGGAGCCGCUGGCGACUGCCGCAGCGUGCGCCGCUGCUCUCGUUGCGUGCACGAGUGCUCCUGUGGCUCUGCGGCAUUCGCGGCAUGUCGCACGCAGCCAAAACGAGUAUUGUCCCUUACCUUGCGACCUUCCUUGCUUCCCACCCGAGCACGCGAGCCAAUUGUACGCUCAGCCAUGAGGACGAAGACUGUUAUCUCGUUGCCUACAGCAAGGAGCACACUGUUCUCUGGGUGCGUCGGUUGGUCUGGACAAAAACGCUGGCUCUACAGCGCGCCACGUCAUGGGUCACGGCCGCCACUCGCGAUGCCACGUCACCGGUCGCGCAUUUGUCGGCCGACGUGCAACACGACGCGUGCGUCACAAUGGGAACUGACGACGCUUACGAGUGGAUUUACUAAUACGUACUAAACACUAACGUUUUAG